AUGCUUUAUUCAUUUUUGCCAUCAGAUAAUUAUUUGGCAUUAAAUCCAUUGGUACCAACAUUAUUAGCUGCUGCAGCUGCAUCAUCUUCAUCUUCAAAUUCAACAUCAACAACAAAUAACAAUGGUACAACAACAACAUCAACGAAUGCUAAUCAUUCUCAUGUAGUUCAUCCAUCGUCUUAUGUGACAUCUUCAUCUUCAACAGAUUCUUCAUCUAGUCAACAUCAUCCAUAUGCAUAUACUAGUAUGUUAGCAACAACAACGAAUAAAAUUUCGAAUGCAACAACAAAUCUUAUUGUUGAUCCAAUUUCACAUUUACCAGAACUCAUUAAUGUACCAUCAUCUUCAUCAAUUAUUGAAGCAACUACAACGAAUAGUAAUACACAACAAAUACCUUCGAAUGAAUUAAUAAAUAAUGAAAAUGCUCAAUCAAAUUCUUCAUUAUCUCAUUCACCACAAUCAACAAAUACAAUUAUACAAAAUGGAACAUCAUCAACAAAUAGUAGUACAACAUCAUCAGGAACAAUACAAAAACGUUUACAUGUAUCAAAUAUUCCAUUUCGAUUUCGAGAUGAUGAUCUUAAAGCUAUGUUUGAACAAUUUGGUGAAAUUAUUGAUACAGAAAUUAUUUUCAAUGAACGAGGAUCAAAAGGUUUUGGUUUUGUAACAUUUGCGUCUAGUGAUGAUGCUGAUGCAGCUCGUGAAAAAUUACAUGGAGCUGUUGUUGAAGGACGUAAAAUUGAAUUCUCUCUCGCAUAA
Rotaria sp. Silwood2 is the source of this 759-nucleotide messenger RNA. The record is from the annotation of a GenBank genome assembly. NCBI's taxonomy places the organism in Eukaryota, Metazoa, Rotifera, Eurotatoria, Philodinida, Philodinidae.